Pseudomyrmex gracilis is the source of this 11856-nucleotide messenger RNA. Its product is annotated as protein lava lamp-like. The coding region runs from base 237 to 11015 and encodes 3592 amino acids. The record is from RefSeq and is a predicted model, not a curated record. NCBI's taxonomy places the organism in Eukaryota, Metazoa, Arthropoda, Insecta, Hymenoptera, Formicidae. The transcript has 11 exons.
AGUAUGGCACGGCGACGGUAACCAAAAGUGGGUUUGCUGCUUUUUGUAUGUAAAAUUUCGGCGGGAAUAAUUACAACAAAAAUCUGCGAAUUACGUUGCUGGAGUUAUGAGCGUUUGACGACACGUUCAAUUUGCAGCGCCAGGAAGAUUGUUCGGCAACAAAGCGACCUAAAUAUGAGCAGCGACUUGUUACCCACCUGACACUUUUCCGAGCAACGCCAAGUAACGAGUGCAUCAUGUGGGGUGCAUCGGAGGAACCAUCAGGCACGAUGGAAAGUAGUCCACCCGAGGCUGUGGCACAUACAAAAGAGACAUGUGAGCAAAACAAGAAUCAACUGGAGUCUCUUAAGGAGAUCAUGAUAAGGAAUCAACAAAGUUUAAAGAAGAAAGAGGAAGAGGUUCAGGAAUACGCACGAAGAUUGUCAAAAAUCAAAUCUAGAGCAAAGCUAUCACGACGUAGCAAAGAAGGAGCCUCAUCAUCUAAAGAUACGGCGCAUAAAUCUGAAUCUCAAACAAAGAAUGUGCCGGAGGAAGUGAUCGAUGAUAUAAGUCAAGCAAAAACCCCAAAAGCAAAGUCUUCUUUGCUUCAGCGAAAAUUGGCUGAAAACAGAAAAGCGUUCGAGCAACGUAGCAGAGAACUAACGGAAACAAAACGGGCAGUGGAAGAAAAAGUGGAAGCCAUCAGACAGAAAUUAGAUGAAACAGAUUUAGCUGCUGCAGAUCAAUUAGCUGCCACACCAAUUAGGCCUCUCAUGAUCACUUCCGAUAUGAUGGCAUCAGUUCAAGCUCAAGACCUUCAAGAAAAGGACAAAAAGAUUAAAGAAUUGAACAGUAAAGUCCUCGAGCUAGAAGCAACCAUUCUCGAUCUUCAAGAAAACAUCAAAGAAAAGGACUCCGUGAUUGAUUCCAAGACGAAAGCGGUCACUCUUAUGUCUGCAGAUCUCUCCAAGAAGGGUAAAACAACGCUGGACACUCUCGAAGACACGAAAGACGAAAUGCGAACGAUGCAAGAAAAUUUUGUCUUAAUAGAAACGUCUUUAAAAACUAAAAAUACCAGUCUUCUUGAACAAUUGCAAGAACGAGACAACAGAAUAUCAGAAUUGGAGCAUACAAUCACUAGAAUCGAGGACCAACUGAAGGAACAAAAAAUAGCUGAAACGGCAAGUGCGGAUUUCUCGCGUUCCACUAUGGAUACUUUAGCGGAAACCAAAGAUGCGAUGAAAUCGAUGCAGGAAACUUUCGUUCUUAUCGAAUCUUCGUUGAAGAUGAAGAACGACAAUCUUCUUCAGCAACUCGAAGAUUACGAGAUGAAACUCGCAGAAGCGAGAAACAGAAUAUUUCAGUUGGAAUCGGGUGCUGGCAUAGCGGCAUCUCCAACGGUCGAGGAUCUGCAAUUUAAGAUAGAGAAAUUGGAGCAAAACAACCGGCAGCUUUUAGACGAAAAAUACGAGUUGCAAAAAAAUGUGGCCGAAUUGCAAGAUAAGAUUAUCGCUACGAAAUCUGUUCACGGUAACGAUGCGAUUAUUGAAAAAGACAAUAGAAUAGCGGAACUCGAAAAUUUGAUAGAGGAACUUAAACACUCGAACGAGUUGUUGAAAGAAGAAUCAAAAGCUGAACUGCAGAAGCAGAUAACCGACUUGUCGUCUAAGAACGAGGAAUAUUCCAACAGGAUUACCGAUCUCGAGAAUCAAGUUCACGAAAUCGAAACGGAAAGGAACGAUAUCGCAGCGAGAUUGUCAGCCGAGCAAACGGCGCCUAAAGAAGACGACGUGGUCCAAAGGUUGACGAAGGAAUUGGAGGAUUUAAAUAAAAAUAUGAUUAAAUUAAAGGCUCAACAUAAAAGCAAAGUGAAAAACCUGCAGAAGCAGUUGGAUAACUUUAAAAUGGUAUCUGAUACGAAUGCAGAACUCGUUAGACUGGACAAUCAAGUGGCAUUAUUGGAAGAAGAGAAAGCUUCGGCAGGAGAUUGGCAAGAACGCAUUGCUGACCUGGAAAGUAAAGUUGCGUCUCAGACAAAAGAUAUACAGAUGCAUAUCGAGGCGAUCGCCAUCUUAGAGAAUCAAAAGUUAGACUUGACGCAAGAACUUCAUACGGUGAAGCAGGAAGUUUCGGCUCUGGAAGCCGAAAACGCGGAGUCUGAAAAUCUUCGAGUGACCGCCGAGAUGAAAGUCGUCGAACUGGAGGAGCAGUUGGAAGCUAUGCAACAGAGCAAGGAAUCGAGGGAUAACAAACUCGAGUUUCUGUCCGAGUCCGAAUACAACGAGCUUCUGAAGAAACUCGAUGCUCUCACCCAAGAAAAUUCUGAAUUGUACAACAAGUUGAGCAAAUUGGAGGAAAAAGGCGCUUCGGACACGGGCUCGACCGAAUCCUUCGAAGCCAUUCACGUGAAUGACAGGAACGAUCUGUUGAAGAAGAUCGAAGAUCUGGAGCAGAAGAACAACGAAUUGACGCUCAAGCUAACGAAGGAGAAGGAUGGCUCGCACGCCGGUUCCACGGAGUCAUUCGAAACUAUAAACGAUACCGAUCGUCACGAGAUGCUCAAGAAAAUUGAGCAGCUGACGCAGGAGAACAGCGACCUGACCAUUAAGUUGAGCAGAAUCGAAGAGAAGGGAUCGUCCGACACCGGUUCCACGGAAUCUUUCGAACGCAUACCGGAACAUAACGACAACACGACCAAGAUUGAAUUACUUACUCAGGAGAAUAACGAGCUUGUUGUUAAACUUACAAAAUUGGAAGAGCAGUUGAGCCAAAUGGAGAGUAACGUUCCGUUGGACGUCUGUAAGAUCGACAACUUGAAUCAGCUUAAAGAUGAUUUAAGAUCGCAGAUCGACACGCUCGCACAAGAGAAGCAUAACUUGAUGGCGGAGAUUUCCAAUCUUCAGACGCAGGUGACGGAUCUAGCGGAGAAGAAUAGCAGAUUGCAAGAUCGCGUAGAAGAGUUGACGACGGAGAAUGAGGAAUUGGCUACAAAUCACACGAAAUUAAUGAAGGAACGUCUUGACGCGGAGUUGUUGCAGUCGGUGCAGGUGAUAGCGUCUAACGAUCAAAUUAAUAUUCUAAGAGAGAGGAUACAGGUUCUUGAAAAGGAACUGGACCAGAUGCAGGAAGCUGCGAUAGAACAGUCGGUCAACGUGACGUCGUGCGAAACCGAUGACGCGAAGUCGAUUGUCAGGACGCUGGAGAGAGAAAAGUAUCAGUUGAGAGGAAAAAUCGAACAACUGGAGCAGUAUAACGAUUUACAGCGAGAAGAAUUAGUUAAACUAGGCAAGGAGAAUGAAUCAAUGCUCGAAAGACUGAAGCGUUUGGACUGCGACGAUUUUCACAAAGAGAGGAUGGAACUUAUCAAGAAAUUGGAAGAUCUGUGUAAAGAGAAAGACAACGUUGCUCGUGAGAGGCAGGAGUUGCAGGAUCAAAUCAGCACUCUCUUACGUAAAUCGUCUGAGGAAAUAUCGGAAAAGCGAAAAGCAAAAGAGACGGUUAGUCAGGAAACACAGACCGUGAUCGUAGAAUCUUUGGAAGAGGAACUGGAAAACAGUAAAUUGUUGAUCGCGGAGUAUAAAAAUCAAAUAGAAGAGAUGAAUUUGAAACUGCAGAGCAUGGAGACGGAGUUGCAAGAGAAAACCAAGCAAGCGCUCGAGUUUGAGAAAUCGACUGAGAAGCUUGAAGCUUUGGAACGUGAACUGAAGGACAUGUUUGCCACCGCGGAAGAAUGGAAGUUCAAGUACGAAGAUAUGCAAGUAAAGAUGCAAGCGCUGGAACAAGGAAAGGCGUCGAUAGAAGAAACCUUCAAAACUCUGGAGAACGAUAACAAAGAACUGUUGGAGACUGUAAAGGCGAAAGAUAGAGUGGCGUUUACUUUGCAGGAACAGCUUCAAGACGUUACGAAUUCGUUCGAGACAAAGUUGCAAAAUGAAAUAACGAAUGUAACCACAAAAGAAAGCGAAAUCGCGGAAUUAAAGGCAGAACUUGAGAAGAAAAAUCAAGAAUUGUAUAACAAAUACGUGCAGUUGCAAAACGGAAUGAUUGCAAUAGACAAUUUGCAAGAGGAAUUAAACAAUUGCUCGAUCAAGCUUAAAGAAAACGAUGCCGCAAUGUCGUCGCUGUUAGCGGAGAUCACGAGACUGCAGAACACAACUCAAGAGAAAGAUAACGAAGUUCAUGAUCUUAAAUCCAAUAUUAGCCAAAUCACUGAGGCGUUGCAUCAAUCAAAGCCACUAACAGAAUUCAAUGAAAUAGUAGAGAAUUUACGAGUUAAGGAAACAAAUUAUAUCGAGUUGCAGAACAAAUACGAAGAAAUCGUGAAGGAAAACAAUGAGCUACGGCAAAAGAUUGAGGACGUUGAAAACGAAUUAAUUAAGAAGGAAGAAACAAUCGAUAGUUUGCUUGUAGCUAAAAAGAAUUUGGACGCACAAAUUGAAAACUUGAAGAGCAACGAGACCGAAGCUGAAAAACGAAUCUGGGAACUGCAAGUGAUUUUGGACAAUCAAACCGCAUACGCUAAGGAACUGCGAUCAGAACUGGCGGAUGAAUACAAGCAGAUGGAAGGUCUUAAGAAACAGCACAUAGAGGAAAUAACGAUGCUGAAUCGAAGAUUGCAAGACGUUAUCGAGGAACUGGUCGAGAAAACGCAAGAAAAUGAGGCUAUGAAGAUCAAUUUGAAACAGGAAGAGAAGCCGGUAGAAAAUAUCUUCACGGAAGAAAUGAAGAUAAAAUUGGAAAACAAGAUUGCGGAACUGGAAGUGACGCUUGCAGAAUCGGAGAAUAAAUUGCAGGUGCAAUCUGAUAAAAUGAAGAAAAUUGUGGCGACUUUCAAUAAGAAGAAGGCAGCGUGUCAAGAACUUGAAGCGCGAGUCGCCGAACUCGAAGAGAAAUGGACCACAGAGAAAGACGAGAAGGAAGUCAAAAACAAACAAGUACAAGAGGUGGAGAAUUCCAUGCGGGAGAAGGACAACAAGAUCGCCGAUCUGGAGGGGAAGUUGGUGCAAGCGCAAAACGACACUGCGGAAGCUCUUACGAGUUCUGACAAAUUUUCAAACGAGUGUAGCAGUUUGAAGGAAAAGAUAACGAUAUUGACGGAACAGAACGCGGAGAUGGGCGAAGAGAUCGAGAGACAACGCGCCGAGAUCGAACGAGUCAUUGACGAGUUGGCGAGGAAGGAAACGGCGAGGGAAGACAUUGCCAGGGAGUACGAACUCUACAAACAGACUACGAACAAAGAGAUCGAACAGAAACAGGCGAUUCUGGAAGAGAUAAAGGAAGAAGCGCGAGAACUGAGAGUGCGCAUGCAAGUAAUGGAGACCGAGUAUGUGGAACAACUUGCCACGAUAAAGAAUCUGAUGGCGGAAAACGGUCUCUUGUCGUCCAAACAGGCGCAAAUCGACGAAAAACUCGAAAACGCCGAGAAGGAAUCGGAAAAACGUCGUGUCGUGAUCGAGCAGUUACAGAAGGAACUUGCAAUUAUGACAACAGCAGCAACUGGCCAACCUUCGGAAUCGAAGGAGGACGACGUCACGCAACAUUGCGACCAUUCCGAGCAAUGUCAGAAUCUUGUUCAAGCUUUGGAGGCGCGUCUGCAAGAGCGUCAAGCGGAGAUUGAAAAUCUGAACAACGAACUGGCCAAUUCGUACGGCAAUAUUGUAUUGCUUCACGACCAGUCGCAGAGAUACAAUAACAUGAUGAUACAGACCGCUCAAGAGCGCUUCAAUCAAUCACUCAUGGAUCAAACCAAUUCCUUGCAACAGGAAAUCGAUUCCUUGAAGACAGAGAAAGCUGCGAGCGAACAGAGAAUCGCGGAAUUGGAAUCUGAGUUGGAAGAGUAUAAACGUAAGAACGUAGAAAGCAAAGUCGAAGUUCCCGAAACAGCUGAGACUUCUACCCAAAGCGACGAAAAACUGCAGGAGCAAGAUGUCGCCGACACAUCUGUUGCUUCGGAUGUUGAUAUUUCGGACAAAAAGGAAAUAGAGCGACUGGAGAGUUUACUGAACGAGACGGAAUUCCGAUGUUUCGAGCACGUGAAAGAAAUCGAUAUUUUACACAAGAAUUUAGACGAAGAGAGAUCGCGCGGCAACAAACUGCAGGAACAGUUUGAAGACUUGCAAAACGAGCUGAAGAGAAAGGAGCAUAUUCUUUCUGAAAAAAACACGCAGGUCGAAUCGUUGAUUGUGGAAUUAGAUAGAAUGUCUUUUGAGAUCGGCGAAUUGAUAAAGACGCAGGAACAAUAUCACACCGCUAGAGCGGAAUUAGAAAACUUCCAGCAAUUGAUAGACGAGAGGAAUGCGCAGAUAGAUUGGUUGAGUGCGCAAUUGCACAGGUCGUCUUUCGAUCUGAAUGAAUUGACGGAAUUGCGGGAACAGUACCGCGUCGCUUCAGCCGAAUCGGAAAAAAUGCAGCAAUUAUUAAACGAGAAGAAUGAGCAGAUAGAUUCGUUGAUUGCGGAUCAUCAGAAUGUAAUUCAACAGAUGAGCGCGCAAAUGCAGCAACAAGCGAAUGUAGAAGCUCAUCUGAGAAAAGAAAUUUCAUCUAGGGACAUCGACAUAGACGUGAUUAGUGCGGAACUGGCUUCCGCGAAAGAAACUGUGAAAGCGUUGACGGAAGAACGGGAUCAGCUAAGUCGCAUUUUGGAAUCUUCUUCUUGGAUUGAUGAUCUGAAGAGUAAAACACAAAAUGUCGACGACAUCGAUGUAAUACGAGAAUUACAACAACAUGUCUCAGCUAUUACAAAAGAGCGGGACAUGUUGCAGCUACAGUUGAAUGACUUAACACGCACACUGAAAGAAUCAGAGAUACGUAUUAAGACUCAACAAUAUUUACAAGUUGAUCUGCAGAACGCUUUACAUGAGAAAGAUAGAAGGCAAAGAGAUAUGAUAAGAUUCCUGCAACAAUUUCAACAUGCACCUGUUCCCUCUCAGGAAUUGAAAGUGUCCGAAACCUCUUCUGAAAACCAAAUGACUGCUCAACAAAUCUCAGAAUAUAUUAACGCGGCUAUGGAAGAAAUGAAUCAACCAAAAUACGUACAGGCAACACAGGCUUCUGUCGAGAAGAAAGUACAAGACGCGCAGUUGGACAUUGGCUCGGGUUGGGACAACGACCCGUCCGAGAAGGUCAACGACGACGAGGACUCUUGUGGCUGGAACACAGAGGAGAUUCAAUUGAGUGGCGAUGAGCAUUUGAUUUCAGGCACGGAACUAAAAUUGCGCAUACAAGUGGAAAAGUUGCAAGAUGAAAUUAGAGAUCUGGUAGCGCAGAAUGAAAAACUCGUUGAGGAGAACAAAGCGGCGCAGAUAAAGAGCGCUAAAUUGAUAAAAAAAGUCAAAGAGUACAAAGUGCAGAUAGAGAGCUUGCAGCAAGAGUUGAAGACGCAGAAGCAAGCUAACAAUAGCUUUUUCAAUCUGGACACGGCAAUAGAAGAGGAACUGAAAGCGCAGAUCGCCAAUUUGGAAAAAAGUCUCAACGAAAUCAAGGAAGAGAAGAAAAAUAUCGUUGCCGAGAAGGAAGCCUUACUGAAGCGACUGGAUGUGCUGGUAUCAGCUAACGACAGAUACAUGGAGAUGAAAGAAAAACAGGAUAUGGAAGUCGAAGUAUUGCGAAUUCAAAAUAAGGAACUAAAUAACAAGGUGCAAUCCUUAGAAUGGCAGUUACAGGAAAAUGCAACUAUCUCAGAGACUACCUCUACUUUACAACACGAAGACCAAGUGGAAUUGUCUGGUGAAGUCGGAAAUCAGGUUGAUCAACAUGGCCAACCCCGGAAAAGAUCGGUGGAGUCUGCUGACAAUUUCGAAGCUAUGUCGAAAAAGUAUAAAGAAGAGAUAGACGAUUUGAAAGACGAGCUGGAGGCGCUCGCGGCCGAAAACGAACAGUUGCAGCACUAUUUGGAAGAACAGAGAACAACGAUAACGAAUUUGGAGUCAAAUAAAGCCGACAAUACCGAACUGAUAGAGAAGGUAAAUACCUUGAAGAACCAAGUCGCGCAACUCCAAACCGAUCUAGACAAAAGCAAGAAGGAAUACGACGUUCUGAGGAAGCAAUACGAGCAGAGUCUGAUAGAUGCGCAUGACGAAGUGACAACAAUGCGCCAUAUCAAUGAUGUUCUCAAGACGGAAUCUAAAGAGACGAUAGACGAAUUACAAGCCAAGAUGGAAAAUCUACAAGAAGCUUUAAGGGAUAAAGAAGAUUUGGAAAACAAAAUCAAGUCUCUGAUGAAUUCGGAGGAAAAACUCUCGACCGUUAACACAUCUCUGAUAGAGGUUACGGAACUGCUUAACGCCAGAGUUCAAGAGGUCGCUGAUCUGAAGCAAGAGCUUCAGAUUCAGUAUGUAGAAAGACAGCAGGCUGAAGCGACGCUACAAUCGGAGAUACAGAACUUGACGAGAGAAUUGGAUGAGAAGAAGCAAGAAUUGGGAGUCUUGAGACAAUUGAUCAGCGACAAGGAACACGAAUUGGUGCAACAGAAAAAUGUGGAAACGGUGAACGCCAUUGUUACCGAAGCUACUCAGGAAUUGGUUCAAAAACACGCGAUCGAGAUUGAAGAGAGGAAUAAGGAGAUACACGAUCUGACGCAGAAACUGACGGCGUUGCAAUUGACAGUCGACGAGUACACCGAGACGUUGAAAGCUAGCACAUCUCAAUUGGAAACGCAGCAGGAACAAAUAGCGUAUCUGAAAGAAGAUCUAACGGAACGAAACUCAAUAAUAGGAUCUACUCAAGAUGGUAUAAACUCGAUAAACGAAAAAUUGCGAGAAAAGGAACAGGAAUUGACACUGUACAAAGAAGAGAAGAUAAAGCUCACGGCAGAAAUGGAUAAGUUCUUAGCUGAUCUUCAACGUUUGCAGAGUAAACUGAGCGAAGUGGAAGCAACUACAAUCGACAUAGAAGAGCACAACGCGCGCAUUAGUAAAAUGGAGCAAGAAAUUCAAGUUCUAAAGUCAGAGAAAGAAUCAAUCUUGCUGGAAUACGAUAAGGAGACAAAGACGUACCAAGUUUAUCUGGAAAACGAUAAAGAGGAAAUCGCAGCUUUGAAACGCGAUCUGCAAGAGAAGACCGAGCAAUUGCACUUGGUGAACUCGCAGUUGUGCGCCAAGAAGAACGAACUCGAACAAAUCGAGACCGCGAUGAGUAACAAAGAUUCUUUGUUGGACGUUGCGAAUCAAAAACUGAAUGAGAAACGAGUCGAACUGGAGAUGCUGCGUAACGAACAAAGUUUUCAGACAACCGAUAAUCUUUCUUCUGUGUCUAAGAUAGAUAAAGACGACGACGCCAAUCUACAAAGCACAAUAGACGAACUUAAAGCGCAAAUGGAAGCCAAGCAGCAAGAAUUGGAGCAUCUCAAAUACAUUUUGAGCGAGAGCACGUAUCCAACGAUUAUUCAACAGAUGCAAGAUAGAAUCAAUUGUUUGUACAACGAAAAGAUCACGUUAGAAUCAACUUUGCAAGCGACUACCCAGACCUUGACGGAGAAGCAAGAGCAAGUGAAUCUUCUAACGCAGUGUAUACACGGACAGAGUCACGAACAUAUUUCUAAGGAGGAAAUGGGUUCGCUCUCCAGAGAUCGAAGAUCCGUGCACGAUCAGGAGGAGAUCGGCAGGUUGCAGAACGAGGUGCACGCGAAGGAGCAAGAGAUCAACGAAUUGAAGUACAUCAUCGCCGAGAAAGAUUCGCAAUUGAGUCUUCAAGCGACCAUGGAACCGCAGUCGGACGACUUCGAGCUGCGUGAGACGAUACAAAGACUGACGGGAGAAUUGUACGGAAAAGAGCAGGAUGUUCAGGGAUUAAAAUCGACUAUUGCGGAAUUGGAAGAAGAGGUUCUGCGUCUCAAAAACUUUGAAAGGCUUUCUGAAGAGAGCAGAAACGCCAUCGAGAGGCUAACUUCGGAGAAAGAGCAAAUUCGCGUCGAGGCUGAAGAAUUCUUGAGGAAGGAAUUGCAUACGAAAGAAUUGGAGAUCGGCGAAAUAAAGCAAAAGCUGUCGGAGGAGAAUAAGAAGUUAAUGUCGGAACUUCAAUUGAGAGACAAUGAUAUCGAGAAUCUAAAGACGCAGUUGGAACAGUUGCGAGUAGUCGCCACCGAACGAGGCGACAAGUUGCAGAAAAAAGAGGACGAACUUAUGCACGUAUUCGACGAUCUGGCCGAGAAAGAAAGAAGACUGGCCGAGCUGAGUAUUACUAAAGACGCGGAACUUCACAAUCUCAAAAUGCAGAUUCGCGAGAAGGAUGCGCGUGUGGAGGAACUCGUUACGUUGUCCAUGGAAGAGGCGAAACGAGCGGACGAACUAAGACAGACCUUAACAGCCCAAGAAGAAGAGAUAAACAAGUUGAAGGAGUUGCUAGAGCAGAAGGUAUCGGAAUACGAGAUGAUACAGCACGCCUUGAAGAAAGAUGUGUCCGUCAUCGAAGCGGCGAUACCGAAGAGCGAUUCGGAAACCGCUGAAACGGCCGGAGAUAAUAAGGAGACCGUUUCCAGCCAGUUGGAUUUCGCGCUAUACAUGCUUCAUCAAAGAGACGUCAGAUGCGAAGAGCUGACCCACGAGCUGAUGCAGUUGCUCGAGGAACGCGACACGUUGCAGCUGCGUUUGUCAAAUGCGAUACGAAUAAACGAAGAGCUCAGAAAAGAAAUAGGUAACAUCGAAGAGAGUCCAGCGAAAGAUUCAUCAUCGGCCUCACAAGCGUUGCUUGAACCUGUCGUAGAACAACCCUCGCCUUCGAAAUCCGAAGGUCCGGUUGAGAUAGCGAAAGAAGCCAUCAGUGCCCCGCUCGAGGACAAGGAAGCUCUUAGCGUGAAGUUGUCGCAGUUGCAUUCGGUCAGCCAUUCAAAGGACGUGCGAUUAAAAGACGAACGGGAGUUAAGGCAUACGCAGCAAAUGUCUUUAUUAGCGCAUAGAGACGUUUUAAGCACAUUGCCUCCCGAAGCAGCCGCGAGGCUUGUCAACGCUAAUUACACACUCUCUCGGGACGUUCAGAGCCAAUCGAGCGUUCUCUUGAACUGGUUGUGGGGCAAGAGCACGCCGAAGGUGGUGCACAUGUGAUGAACGAAUAGCGGGAGUGGAAUGGCCAACGUUUUUGCCUUUUAGAGACAUUCCUGCCAAGUGCCAACUGCCAAGACUUAUUUCUGCAGUUAACUAUCGCGUAGUCGGUGCAGUCUGUAUUGUAUUUUUUAAGUGAUAAUAUCGUUUACUCGCUGACGGUUAUAAGGAAUUGCUUCCUGUGUGAGUACAUAUUGCAGAAUAUAUAGAGUUGGGAAAAGAAAUAUUUUUUAAAUCACAUGUACAGAGUGUAGGUAGUGCUCGUUCUCGAAAAAAAAAAGUCGCUCCUCUUCGAGAAAGAAGAGAAUACGGGGAGUAGACUAAAGUGUAUUAUAACGUUGUAUAGAGCUAAAGUGCGCGAAACUUAUGAUGAACCUUAAAACCUUAUUUUAAAUAUAUGCUUUUUUUUUUUUUUUUUUUUAAUGCGGUGACUAAAAAUUAUGUACACCAAACUCUGCGUCAAAAUUAUUGUAUCGGAAUUCCGCGUUACAAUAUGCGCGUGUAUGUCAGAAAGUCUCAUUUCUUAAUUGUAAAGUUGUAUAUCUUUUUUUGUGUAAAUUAUCUAAGAUUGUCUUCUCCGACUUUCCAGGUGCAAUUGUACUUUUAGUCACAUACACACAUACACACAUACACACACACAUACACAUACACAAUAAAAAAAAACCGCGAGAGACAAAUCUUAGAUAAUGCGGAAAAGUUAUUUGCGAUUGUAAAUUAUUCUAUUCUAUUUCCAUAAAAUUUUGUACAGAGAAAGAGAAGAAUUAAUAAAAAUUAAAAAUAUGAAACAAGACACAUUUCCUCUAGUUACAAACUAUACUAAGCGCAAUGUAAUUGAAAAUUAUGU